Molecule: messenger RNA, 1768 nt
Organism: Eucalyptus grandis
Lineage: Eukaryota; Viridiplantae; Streptophyta; Magnoliopsida; Myrtales; Myrtaceae
Product: disease resistance protein RUN1-like
Exons: 3
Coding region: 545-1768 (407 amino acids)
Biological process (GO): defense response
Source: RefSeq, a predicted model, not a curated record
UGCAGUUCAUGAUAAGGAUGGAGGGAUUAAUUUCAUCUCCUCCAGGUUUAAAGAUAAAAAGGUCCUUCUUCUUCUUGAUGAUGUGGAUGAUGUCGAUCAAGUGAGAUGUUUGGCUAGUAACCAUGAUUGGUUUUCUUUGGGAAGUACGAUCACUAUCACCACCAGAAACAAGGGGGUUCUUGAAGAAGCUAGGGUGGACCACAAUUAUGAACAUGAGGUAUUGGAUAACAAUCAAUCUUUGAUUAUGUUUAGCAGACAUGCAUUUUGAAAGGACUCUCCUCCAAAGGAAUUUGAGGACCUAACUCGUGAAGUCGUAUCCAUCACCAAAGGUCUUCCCUUAUCCCUUGAGGUUUUAGGUUCAUUAUUGGGCACGAAAAAGCCAGCAUUCUGGGGAGGUACAAUAGAAAAGUUAAGAAAAGUGCCUCAUAAGAAAGUGCAAGAGAAGUUAAGGAUAAGUAUUGAAGCAUUAGACUAUAACCAAAAACAAAUCUUCUUGGAUAUUGCUUGUUUUUUCAUCGGCACUAGCAAGAAUAUUGUAUCCUACAUGUGGGACGCUUGUGGCUUUUUCCCAAAGGAGGGAAUUGAAGUAUUGAUAUUAAUGUCAUUGAUAAAAGUUGAAGAUGAUCAUGUGCUCAGAAUGCAUGACCAAUUGAGAGAUCUUGGUAGGGAAAUAGUUCGCGAGGAAAACCAACAGGAGCCUCAAAACCGCAGCAGGUUAUGGGACUAUGAGGAAGUCCAGAGAGUGCUAAAUCAUAAUAAGGGAACGGGCAAGAUUGAGGGGAUUAAUCUUAGUAAUCGCCCUGGCAGAAUUUACGCAGAAAAACAAUUCAAGAAUUUGACGAGUCUAAGAUUCCUUCAAUUAGAUUGGUGGGCACAUUUAAGUGGAGAUUUUAAGGACUUAAUGGAGGAGUUAAAAUGGCUUCAAUGGCAACAUUGUCCAGCGAAUUUCGAAGUAAACAAUUUUUGCGUAAAGGAAUUAGCUGUACUCGAUUUGCAAGGAAGUUAUAUAAAUGAGAAAUGGGGAGGAUGGAGUUUUUUCAAGAUGGCAAAGAAGCUUAAAUAUCUAGACCUUUCGUAUUGUCGACGCUUGGAAAAUACGGACUUCCUCUCAGCUUUUGAGAAGUUAGAGGUUCUCAUCCUCGGGGGGUGUACUGCACUGAAGCGAAUCGACGCUUCCAUUGAAGACACGGAGGGCCUCCUUUGCUUGGAGCCGUGCUCGUCCUACGCGCUUCAUCUCGCGGGAGGCGCCGACGCAGGCGCCGAACGCCCGUUCCUCGUUUCGCCUUGGGAGCUUCCAGCAGAAAUAGGUAAAUUAAAAUCACUGCGACAACUCGAUCUAUCCAGUACUCCAUCCCUUUCUGCAUUACCAAAUAGCAUAGGGUCUUUGGAGAAUCUAGAGAUUCUAGAUAUUUCUUCCAGUGGUAUAGAAGAAUUACCCAAUGGUAUUGGGAGUCUGAGAAAGCUCCGAGAGUUACGUGCUUCCAAUUGCGAAGAUCUGAAAUGGAUACUAGUAGAAAUCAUGGCUAAUCUUUCUUCCCUACGACGCCUUGAUUUUAUAUACUGCGACAAGCUCCAAUCGCUGCCGGAGCUUCCUUCCGGCUUAACAGAUUUGCGUGUCACUUGUCAAAGUCGCAAAUUGCCUUCGCUUUCCCACCUAGCCCAUCUCAAGGAACUAGUAGUUCACGGUUGCGAUAAUCUCCAAAGGCAUCCAGGAGCUUCCAUCAACGCAAUUAAAGAGUUCAAAAUGCUCCCAACCGACGGACAUUGA